GUCAUUCAUUUUUCAGAGUGAUUAUUUAGACUUUUAGUUACUGGGUUUUGUAAUAGAUUCAAAUUUUAGAAGUUCUAACUGGUUUUUGGAUUAACUUUCACUUCCGGGUAUUGCUUCAAGUCUAUAAUUUUUACUCACAAUUUCAAUCCUUUUUGGGUCUAAUUUUUGAGGGGGGUGGGUGGUAUUUUGAUCAAAGAAAGUUCAGGUCUUUCGAACCAUGAUUUUACUGCACAAUGGGUGCAUUCUGUUUAAGUUGUACCUGAUACUCGGCAGGAAAUCUAGUGUUAACAAAAGCUUCUAUUUUUGGAUUUUUCAGAUUUUUAAUAGAUACAGUAAAAGUUAAUUAGCCUUCAUAUAUACCUCUGUUGUCUGCCUAUUUUUUUUCGCAGCUCUGCAUUUUGUUUAAUUUCUUUAGCAAUACUAGCAGUGACAAAGGAUUAUACAGAUAAGAGAGUUGUAUAAUGGGAGGUGCAACGCUGCCUCCAGGUUUCAGGUUCCACCCUACUGAUGAGGAACUAGUGGGAUAUUACUUGAAAAGAAAAGUAGAAGGGCUCGAAAUUGAGCUCGAAGUGGUUCCCGUGAUCGAUUUGUACAAAUUUGAUCCUUGGGAGUUGCCAGAUAAAUCUUUCCUUCCUAAAAGAGAUAUGGAGUGGUUCUUCUUCUGUCCCAGGGAUCGGAAGUACCCAAAUGGCUCAAGAACAAAUAGAGCCACCAAAGCUGGCUACUGGAAAGCCACUGGAAAAGACCGCAAGGUUGUUUGUCAAUCUGCAGUUACUGGUUACAGAAAGACCCUGGUUUUCCAUCGUGGACGUGCUCCUUUAGGAGAUAGAACAGACUGGGUUAUGCAUGAAUAUCGCCUCUGCGAUGAUCUUUCUCAAGGAUCACAAAAUGUUCAGGGAGCUUAUGCUUUGUGCCGCGUGAUCAAAAGGAAUGAGCAAGGGCAGAGGACGAGUGAUCCAUAUGGAGAAUCAAAAGGCAAGAGGGCUGGAAGCAGUUCGACCUCAACAGGAAUCUCGAUCGAGCCUUUGAGCAUCUCCGAUGACAAUUCAUCAUCUCAAGCAGGUUACCUAUACAAUGAGAGUCGUUAUUCUAGCCCAAAUAUGUCUCCUAAUGAAGUUACUCCAGUGGCAGAUUUUGAGCCUGCAGCUCCCCAGGCAAAUAAUAUUCCAUCAAGCUACUGGGUCUCACCUGAUCUAAUCCUUGAUACGUCAAAGGAAUACCCACAAGUUAAUGAAGCUAUAUCUGAAUACUUCUCACAGUAUGAGAUGCCAAACUCAAUGACUCUAUGGCAGCCAUAUGAACAUAGGGAAUUCUCAUCAAGUUCUUCCUACCCAAACUUUGCUGGGGAUAUUGAGCCCUCGGAUGAUCUCAGUCAUAUUGGCUACAUGUCCCAUAAUUUAGGGCAAGUAAACUACAUGGGUUUUAACGGUGAAGACCUAAAAGACGAAGGGUUUGAACCACAGGGCCAAGCCCCAUUUUGCAGGCAAGCAAGUGGAGAUGGGGUUUGGGAGAAUAGGGUGGUCUUUGGUUACAGGAAGACAAUUUGAUGAUCGUUAUCUAAGGGCAUGCCCCGACUAGUGUCAUCUAAAAGGAAUAUCCAAGAACACGCCUUUUAAUGUUGGCUCUUGGAGUGACAAAUAAUCUCCUUUCCUACUUAUUAAGUCAAUCUGUUAAUGUUGUCAAGAAUGUUUAUUAUGUUCUGUAUCAGAGCUGUUUUGAUGCUCAGUGUUGUUUCAUUCUGGUGUUUAUGCUGUGAGUAAGCAGAAGGAUCUCCUGGUGCAAAUCACUUUUAACAAAUGCACCCGGAGUAGGUUUGAUAUAAGUUUGGUUAAUAAGCUUCUUGCAGCGUAUACUGGUGGUUGUGUAAUCGAAUGUAUGUUAUGUUUUUCCUAGUUUAUAUAAAAGGUAUCUUUGUUUCAGACUUUCA
Tripterygium wilfordii is the source of this 1927-nucleotide messenger RNA. Its product is annotated as NAC domain-containing protein 71-like. The record is from RefSeq and is a predicted model, not a curated record. Gene Ontology annotation, molecular function: DNA binding. The transcript is spliced from 5 exons. Gene Ontology annotation, biological process: regulation of DNA-templated transcription. Lineage: Eukaryota; Viridiplantae; Streptophyta; Magnoliopsida; Celastrales; Celastraceae. The coding region runs from base 462 to 1547 and encodes 361 amino acids.